Manihot esculenta (cassava) is the source of this 660-nucleotide messenger RNA. RefSeq names its product B3 domain-containing protein At2g32645. The transcript has a single exon. The record is from RefSeq and is a predicted model, not a curated record. Bases 1 to 660 code for a protein of 219 amino acids. Gene Ontology annotation, molecular function: DNA binding. Lineage: Eukaryota; Viridiplantae; Streptophyta; Magnoliopsida; Malpighiales; Euphorbiaceae.
AUGAGAAAGGACCUACUUGCUGCUUUUGUGCCUAAGAGAAGACGGGGCGCAAAUAAAGAGUCUAGAGUCAUCAAGGAACUUCCUCUUUUUCCUUAUUUUUUACAUGUCUGUGGAAAGCCCGCUGAGUGCAUGAUAGAGAACAAGAAAAGGGAGCAAUUCUUUGAAAACGUCAAUACUAUUGUUGAAGAUCAUCAAUACAAGAAAAAGAAAUUGUUGAAGAGAUUCAAUUUUGAAGAAUUGGGUUUAGACUCACCACCGGAGUUACCUAACGAAUGGAUGGAUAAAAUAGAAAAACAAGGAGGCGUUGAUGUGAAAUUAGUGAUCAUGAAACAACUGUUUCCUACUGAUUUGAACCCUCACCAUGAUCGUCUCUCAAUCCCUUUCAAGCAGAUAAAAAAUGAGUUUCUUACAGAGGAUGAGAAGAUAAAGUUAAACCAGCAGGAGAUCAUAGCUGUUAAACUCAUGGAACCUUGUGGUAAUGUGUCUGAGAUGUAUCUAAGACAGUGGAAUUUGAGAAGUACCAGUUUCUACGCAUUGACGACUCGUUGGAAAAAAGUUUUGGAAAGGAAUCUGGAAUUCAAACAAAAUGACAUAAUUCAGCUUUGGUCGUUUAGGGUCCGAGGAGAACUCCAAUUCGCAUUUAUUAAAGUUCCUCGGUGA